UGGUUACUUUUCUUUCCUUCGAGUUUUCUCGAGAACCAGACGGGAAACUUUGAAUCUCCAGAUCGAUUUUUCCCCGGAGAAUGCGAUCGGAGCUCGGAAACUGAGUAACUUCGGCUCUAUUCUCGGUGUGUUCGUCAACGAUCGGAGCAUGGGGAAGAUGUUUACAGUGUUAGUAGUGUUCUUCUCAUUUCUCUCGUUACUCCUUCUUCCAUCGGAAUCAGCGGUUUCGAGUGUGGAUCUAGGUUCGGAAUGGGUAAAAGUCGCAGUAGUUAACCUGAAACGAGGACAGAGUCCAAUCUCUGUAGCCAUCAACGAGAUGUCCAAGAGGAAAUCCCCAGCUUUGGUAGCAUUCCACUCUGGCGACAGAUUACUAGGCGAGGAAGCUGCAGGGAUCACUGCUCGUUACCCGAACAAAGUUUACUCACAGCUUAGGGACAUGGUUGGGAAGCCUUUCAAACACGUCAAGGAUUUUAUCGAUUCUGUUUACUUGCCGUUUGGUAUCGUGGAAGAUUCUAGAGGUGCAGCUGGUAUUAAGAUUGAUGAUGGUGCAACUGUUUACUCGGUGGAGGAGUUGUUGGCUAUGAUCUUGGGGUAUGGAUCAGACUUGGCUGAGUUUCAUGCGAAGGCUCCGGUUAAGGAUAUGGUUGUUUCGGUUCCGCCUUACUUUGGGCAGGCUGAGAGACGGGGUUUGAUCCAGGCUUCUCAGUUGGCUGGGGUUAAUGUCCUCUCACUCGUUCAUGAGCAUUCCGGUGCGGCUUUGCAGUAUGGGAUUGAUAAGGAUUUCUCUAAUGGGUCGAGACAUGUUAUAUUUUAUGACAUGGGUUCGAGUAGUACUUAUGCAGCUCUUGUCUAUUACUCAGCUUAUAAUGAGAAGGAAUUUGGCAAGACUGUUUCUGUCAAUCAGUUUCAGGUCAAGGAUGUUAGAUGGGACUCGGGACUUGGAGGACAGAGCAUGGAGAUGCGCUUGGUAGAGUACUUUGCAGAUGAGUUUAAUAAACAGCUCGGUAAUGGAGUUGAUGUCAGGAAGUUCCCUAAAGCAAUGGCUAAACUGAAAAAACAAGUCAAACGUACGAAGGAAAUUCUGAGUGCAAACACUGCCGCUCCAAUAUCUGUUGAGUCUCUCCAUGAUGAUCGUGACUUCAGGAGCACGAUUUCCCGUGAGAAGUUUGAGGAACUAUGCAAAGAUCUUUGGGAGAGAUCUCUUACACCUUUAAAAGAUGUGCUCAAGCAUUCAGGUUUGAAGAUUGAUGAUAUAUAUGCAGUGGAGCUAAUAGGAGGAGCUACUAGAGUCCCCAAACUACAGAGCACGAUCCAGGAAUUUAUUGGGAAGCAAGAUUUAGACAAGCAUUUGGAUGCUGAUGAGGCUAUUGUCCUUGGGUCAGAACUACAUGCUGCUAACUUGAGCGAUGGAAUCAAAUUGAAACGUAGGCUAGGUAUAGUUGAUGGUUCCCCCUAUGGUUUCUUAGUUGAGUUGGAAGGUCCAAAUGUCAAGAAAGAUGAGAGCGCAAAGCAACAACUCGUACCACGGAUGAAAAAGCUACCGAGCAAGAUGUUCAGAUCCUUUGUCCUUGACAAAGAUUUUGAUGUGUCACUUGCAUAUGAUUCGGAGGAUAUCCUACCCCCAGGAAUUACCUCCCCUGUGUUUGCACAGUAUUCUGUAUCUGGCUUGGCGGAUGCAACUGAGAAGUACUCUUCCCGCAAUUUAUCAGCACCUAUCAAGGCAAAUUUGCAUUUCUCUUUAAGUAGAAGUGGGAUUCUCAGUCUAGAUCGGGGAGACGCUGUCAUUGAAAUCACAGAAUGGGUAGAAGUUCCUAAGAAGAACGUGACUGUUGAUAAUAACACAACCUCAACAACAGGGAAUGCCUCUACUGGAGCUCCCUCUGACGAGAAUUUACAAGAAAACAAAGAAGAGCUACAAGCUGAUGCUGAAAACAGCAGUGCUUCAAAUACAACCACAGAAGAACCAGCUGUGGUUGACUUGGGCACAGAAAAAAAACUGAAGAAGCGAACAUUCAGGGUUCCUCUGAAGGUAGUUGAGAAAACUGUUGGACCUGGAGCACCUUUUACGAAAGAGUCUCUUGAUGCAGCUAAGAUAAAAUUAGAAGCCUUAGACAAGAAAGAUAGGGAAAGAAGAAGAACAGCCGAGUUGAAAAACAACCUUGAAUCUUAUGUUUAUGCUACCAAAGAGAAGCUAGAAACACCCGAAUUUGAAAAGGUUUCCACCCAAGAAGAGCGCAAGGCUUUCGUUGAGAAGCUUGAUGAGGUGCAAGAUUGGCUUUACAUGGAUGGAGAAGAUGCUAAUGCCACUGAGUUUCUGGACCGGCUUGACUCACUAAAAGCCAUAGGCAGUCCCAUAUCUUUGCGGUCAGAGGAGCUUACAGCACGACCAGUAGCAGUUGAAUACGCUCAAAAAUACCUAACCGAAGUGAAAGAGAUCAUAAAAGAGUGGGAGACGAACAAAACUUGGCUUCCGAAAGGAAAAAUCGACGAGGUGUCAAAGGAAGCAGAGAAAGUAAAAAGCUGGUUGGAGAAGAAUGAAGCUGAGCAGAAAAAGAGUGCUCUGUGGAGCAAGCCAGUGUUCACCUCAGAUGAAGUGUACGCCAAAGUAUUUACUCUGCAAGACAAGGUGACGAAGGUUAGUAGGAUACCAAAGCCAAAGCCAAAGAUAGAGAAAGCAACCAAGAAGGAGAACACAUCCAAGGAGGAGGAACAAUCAAAGUCCCCAGACUCAACCAGUUCUUCUGAAUCUGAAUCAGCCAAUGAAGAAGAAGGGAGCCACGAGGAGCUUUGAUUAACAUAUUUUUACAUCUAAUAACAGACUUUUAUUUUGUGUGUGUUUUAAGUGUCAAAAAAUAGGAAAGGUUAAUAAAGCCAAGCUGGGAUGAGCAGAUAUGAUUUUAUUCCUUUCUCAUCUUCUUCCCAUUAGAAAAGAAAUAUUAAUGUUCAGUUUUGGUCUCUUUCUUUCAUUUGAACUUUAAUAUAGUGGAAUUUCACAUU
Brassica oleracea var. oleracea is the source of this 2997-nucleotide messenger RNA. Its product is annotated as heat shock 70 kDa protein 17. Gene Ontology annotation, biological process: endoplasmic reticulum unfolded protein response; negative regulation of hypoxia-induced intrinsic apoptotic signaling pathway; cellular response to hypoxia. Gene Ontology annotation, molecular function: ATP binding; ATP-dependent protein folding chaperone. The transcript has 15 exons. Gene Ontology annotation, cellular component: endoplasmic reticulum chaperone complex. Lineage: Eukaryota; Viridiplantae; Streptophyta; Magnoliopsida; Brassicales; Brassicaceae. The record is from RefSeq and is a predicted model, not a curated record. Bases 149 to 2791 code for a protein of 880 amino acids.